Molecule: messenger RNA, 882 nt
Organism: Rangifer tarandus platyrhynchus (Svalbard reindeer)
Lineage: Eukaryota; Metazoa; Chordata; Mammalia; Artiodactyla; Cervidae
Source: the annotation of a GenBank genome assembly
AUGGAGGCGCGGCAGAGUCUCUUGUGUCUCACCUUCCUCUGCUUUCUGCUGCACGUCCGAGGUGAGUAUGGCGACUUUGAUUUGGCGGACGCUCUCGACGACCCCGAGCCCACCAAGAAGCCAAGCUCAGGUAUCUACCCCAACCCAAGGCCCCCCUACCACCCACAGCCUGGAAAUCCCGACAACAGUGGAAAUAUCUACCCCAGGCCGAGGCCCCCCUACCACCCACAGCCUGGAAAUCCCGACACCGGUGGAAAUGUCUACCCAAGGCCGAAGCCGCCGCCUCCUCGCCCGCAGCCUGGGAACAGUGGAGGCUUCCUGAGCGACUCGGAUCUCAGCGACGGCGGCCACUACCCGCCCAGGCCGCCCGCAGGAGGCGGCGGUGGAGGCGGCUACCACCCGGGUCACGACAGCUACGGUAACAGGCCCGCUACACGCAACACUGGGGCCCGUGGAGGCGGCUACUCCACGCCCGGCAACCAGCAAGAUCAAUCCCUCUCUCCUGCGCCCAAGCACCGUCCACGCCGCACCCACGCACUUUCCACGCCCCGGGCGCGCGCCUCCUCCGCUCACCGCACGUUCCCUCCAUACGAUCACGUUUCCAGCGUGGCCUCUGCCCUGGGCCGCGUGCUGGCCUGGGGCCAGGCCCGUGAGGCCAGUACAAACAUUGACUUUGGGGGCGGCGGGUUAAAGGUUAGAGGUUUUAGAGCCAGGACGCCCCGGACGCCUGGAUUCUGCGGGGAGGAGGCCGAGGGAUCGGGGCGCGGAGGCCUGGGCGUCCGCCUCCAGGCUCUCCCUUCCGGGGCUGGGGGUGGGGGGGGGCCCUGGGGCGCGCGGCUGGGGCCGGCCGUGCGGAGGACCCCCUCCCGGGGGCGGAGCUGA